Ficedula albicollis (Collared flycatcher) is the source of this 2430-nucleotide messenger RNA. It is a transcript of the gene WNT11, whose product is annotated as Wnt family member 11. Gene Ontology annotation, molecular function: cytokine activity; frizzled binding. Gene Ontology annotation, cellular component: extracellular region. The record is from RefSeq and is a predicted model, not a curated record. Gene Ontology annotation, biological process: cell fate commitment; canonical Wnt signaling pathway; multicellular organism development. The transcript has 5 exons. Lineage: Eukaryota; Metazoa; Chordata; Aves; Passeriformes; Muscicapidae. Bases 74 to 1138 code for a protein of 354 amino acids.
UCCUUCUUAAAAAAAAAAAAAAAAUUCUUUGGAGAAGCUGAUUUCCUUUGGCAAGCACGAGAAAGUGAAGAAAAUGAAGCCAAGUCUGCGAUUUUUCUUAGCUGGUUUUCUGUUGCUGAUUCUGCAGACGGGGCUUUGCUAUGGGAUAAAAUGGAUAGCCCUGUCCAAGACUCCUCUGGCUUUGGCCCUGAACCAAACCCAGCACUGCAAGCAGCUGGAGGGCCUGGUGGUUUCCCAGGUGCAGCUGUGCCGCAGCAACCUGGAGCUGAUGCAGACCAUCGUCCAGGCGGCGCGGGAGGUGAUAAAGACCUGCCGCAAAACCUUCUCGGACAUGAGGUGGAACUGCUCCUCAAUAGAGCUGGCUCCUAACUACCUGCUGGACUUAGAGAGAGGCACAAGGGAGUCAGCAUUUGUGUAUGCCCUCUCUGCUGCUGCCAUCAGCCACACCAUUGCCAGAGCCUGCACCACCGGGGACCUCCCUGGCUGUUCCUGUGGUCCCAUCCCAGGUGAGACACCUGGACCUGGGUAUCGAUGGGGAGGAUGUGCAGACAACCUCAACUAUGGUCUUAUCAUGGGGUCCAAAUUUUCAGAUGCUCCCAUGAAGAUGAAAAAAUCAGGAUCACAAGCCAAUAAACUGAUGCAUCUGCACAACAGUGAAGUAGGGAGACAGGUCUUGAAAGCCUCUCUUGAAAUGAAAUGUAAGUGCCAUGGAGUUUCUGGGUCAUGCUCCAUCAAGACCUGUUGGAAAGGCCUUCAAGAGCUGCGAGACAUUGCACUGGACCUCAAAACCAAAUAUUUGUCUGCCACCAAGGUUGUUCACCGGCCCAUGGGCACACGCAAAUACCUCGUGCCAAAGGAUAUUGAUAUCAGGCCAGUCAAAGAGACAGAGCUGAUUUACCUGCAGAGCUCACCUGAUUUCUGCAUGAAGAAUGAAAAAGUGGGGUCACAUGGGACCCAGGACAGACAAUGCAAUAAGACUUCCAAUGGGAGUGACAGCUGUGACCUGAUGUGCUGUGGCAGAGGCUACAACCCCUACAUGGACAAGGUGGUGGAGCGCUGCCACUGCAAGUACCACUGGUGCUGCUACGUGACCUGCAAAAAGUGCGAGAGGACUGUCGAGAGAUACGUGUGCAAGUGAAAACCCUCCUCUGCCCACCUGGGAGCUGAGACACCCAGCACUGCAAAGAGAAAACGUUUCCUUCACUCGGCAUCGUCUAUCUUGUAAAGACACACACUUGGGGAGAGAUGGUAGGAGGAGAAGCAGCAAUCGCACCAGUGAAAAUAAGAACGUAAAAAAAAAACUCCCAGAAAGCAACACACCCACCCAAAUGUUUCCCCCCUCACCAAUAAAAUGCUCUCUGAGAAGACAAAACCUCAUGUGGGAUGAUAUCUUCUUCCAAAAUAUUUUCUACAGUUGCCAAUUAUGUCCAGCCAUCAAGUGCCUUAGUAUCCUGAGAAUUAAAUACAGAAACUUUCUCUGGGGGGAAAAAAAAACAACAUUUGUUUGACAGUAACUAAGGCUCACACCUGCCUAUGCCUUCCAGCACAGAUACUGAGUCUCCAUUUGGACCAUCCCAGAAGAGAAAAUGCUACAACUUUUCAGCAAUAACUGCCUUUGUUGCCAAAGACUUAAUUUUCAGCAGGGAAUCAUCCACUUGGAGUCAUAAAAGUGGGAAGAUUUCAAGUCAAUUCCCUGAAAUGAACAACUAAUUUUAAUCUUUCUUUUACACAGGUCUGUGACUUUGAUCUCAUUGCUGAAGGAAAAUAUGUCCUUGAUUCGUCCAGGCUGGAAAAAAAGUCAGCCAUGAAAAAGAAUCCCCUGGAAUCCUGGAGGGAAUGAGAGUAGGGUAGGCUGAGAAGGACUUUAUGGGGUCCACAAGCCAAUAGUGGAGCCAUUAGGAUAAAGUAACAAAGUGAAGUCCAAGUCCAGUGGAAAGUAAAGGAAAAAAGCAAGCUCCCGCUCUCUAUCUCUUUGCUCUUUGGGUGUGAUACCCUUAGUCACUGACAUUCUUCCACUUUGACCCAUCAAGUCCUUGGGGAAAUAUGCCACUGGCUUUUCCCUCCACAAAACUAUUGGUCCAACCUCAGGAAACUGCAGAGAAUGGAGCAGCCCUGGCUGCCGUGGAAGUCAGCAGCUAUUCCCAGCAGGAAGGAAUGGGAAUGUGUCAGUCCUUCACAUGGCCCUGCCCUGACACACCAGAGAACCACUAUCUGUGGCUGUACAUAUUUUCUUUUGUAUGCAGAUAUACAGAAAUAUUUAUAUCUUGUGCUUUCAUCUACUUUACUUCCUACGUAAAUAUAUCCUUAUAUUAUAAACAGGCAUUAACAAUAGUAUGAAAUAAAUGCUGAAGUUACUGGUGCAACAGCAAAAUGUUAGAUUAUGGUUUCACUCUUCUGCUUGGAAAGCAAUUCCGAUUUUCCUCCCAAGGA